GGAAACCUCCAGUUGAGUUCUGGUCCCAUGGAGGAGGAGAUGAAGAUGAUGGGGAUCUGAGAGGCAGCGACGAGAUUCCGGGCCUUCGAGCAUUACCUCCACUCACGAGGCCGUCGUCUGCCUGUGUGUUGGCUCAGCCUCUACCCUCAUCGUCGUCAUCGUCGUCUCUCACCUCGUAGUCGCGCCGUUCCUUCGCUCUGCUGUUCUAUUCUUCGUCGACUCUGUGGUCGUCGUCUUUUUCCACCUCUUGAUAGUUGUCCUUCACCUUCCUUCUGCCUUUCUUCCAUCUUCACGGAGUUCAUGGGCGCCGAUUCUUUUCGAGUGAAUGGGUUCCUUCCUGCUGUUUGGGCUGUACAGAGAUAGCAAAGGCAGCGAAGCAAAAUAGUACGCGAUGGAAGGAGAUUUUCAAGUAGAGCUCAUGCAAAACUCUUUUGUGCAAGAGGCAAGUCUUUCAAAACCUAGGGUUGGAGCGUCAACCAACGACCAGCGUUUUCUACUUGUGUUUAUCCUCGGGACCUACUUUGGUCCAGAUGUGAGGGAUGAACUACCAAGAAAAUCUGCUCUGCAAAGAGAAGCGGAGCAGUUGCCUCCAUAUACUUCCGAAAUGCUAGGUGGGUCUGUAUGCAAGCUUUCAGAAAUUGAAAGUGUUUACUAUUACUUACUGCGCAAUUCUCAUCCUAGUGCGAAAGUGAAGCUGCAAUCUCUUUACAAGUUCCUUCAAGGCCAUCUUGCACCUCCCGUGAAGGAAACUUUGGAAGACGAUAGACAGUUCCCCAGUUUCUUCCCUCCCCAUUUACACCGACACGCUCGAUAUAAAGGAACGUAUAAGGUGGUCGAGAACCUUGUAUUUAUAGAUGAUCCUUACUUACCAACAAUGAAGAUGGAGGAUGUAGAGCGCUUCAAAAGGCUUAGUGGGUUGAUGGAACUUUCUGUAGAGAGAGACGAGGCUCGAGGUUUCCAACAUGGGUUGAGGUCAGACAGAGAUGAGGAGAGGCAAGCCCGCUUUGAUAUUGGUCAGGAAACAGGUCAACCGGGUGGCACUUUUUUAGAUGGCCUUGGUGUUAGAAAAAAGAGAAAAAAGAAGGGGCAAAUGGACUUUCUUCCGGCACCACUGAUUGUCGCUCCAUUAGCUGAGAGGGCACCUGCAACUCCAAAGACAAUGGUAGGUCCUGCGAUGAUGCUGCUUCCCACCCUUCUUACGGUGGAACAAUGGAACAACGUUGUGAAUGCUGCCAAACCAGCAAUUGUUUUUACAGGAACUGCCGCUGCCAGGCAAGCAGGUCCCCUCAUAGGGCUCGUUGACAUUGGAGUUUCCGACGAUGCGUAUCUUUUCCGUACAGCCUUGCCUGGAGUAAAAAAGGAAGAAGUUGAUUUCAAGUGUGAAGUAGAAGGGGACGGGAAGGUGACCAUCAAAGGAUCAACAACAACCGGAGAGGCUCGUGUUUUGCGAGGUCAAAGGGUGUUCAACAUGAUGUCUCAGUUUCUGUGUCCCCCAGGGCUUUUUACAGUCUCUUUUCGUCUUCCUGGAGCAGUUGAGCCAACUCAGUUCACUGGCACGUUCGGGUCGGACGGAAUAUUGGAAGGGAUUGUGAUGAAGCAGAGAGCAAGGUCGGGGGCAGCCUCUCUAACUUUUGAAUCUUGAACCUCAUCACGACAUGAACGACCUUUUUCUUCCUGGCGAAUCGAAGUUGUCGUAGGCGUUUGUUAGUCAAUAUAGAUUCGUCCCCGCCCCACAAAUCAGUGCAGCUUUAAGGAUAGAAGUGGGUGAUUUUCACAGGAAGUUUUUCUCAUCAUUAAAAUCAACCAAUAUCAUUGAAACCAGAGAGAUGGUGGUUGUCACUUCUCUGGUGAAAACCGAAGGACGUGUAGAGAAUGCUCCUGUGAAGCUUUGGUCGGAUGGCCGGUUUUAGAACCGGUGUGUUGAACAGGAGAGGGAGAUGUACAGAAGGCCUAUGUUAAGCAUCCAGAUUGAAGCCACAUUGAAGGUUGGAUUCUGUGACAAUGUCGAUCCAAAGAUCUAAGUACUGCAGCCUAAAGGAAAGACCUUAUUCUUGAGGGUGGAGUAUCAACUUUUCAUAGAGGUGUAUCGAAGCAGCUCGCUCGCGCUCUUGUGCGUGCCUGUCUGAGAUCCAUUGACCGGAGAGACUUUUUUUACAUGCUUUGAUAGGUUGAUUUGUGCGAUAUGUCGCCAGUCUGUCUGGUUAUCUUUCCAGUCUAGAUCAGGAACAUGUUCAAAAAAGUCAUCAGGUGCUCAUGUUCCGAAAUUAGUCCACAAAACUGUAAAUCACGAUUCAUGUCUUCUUACAUAGCAGUAGUUAAUGUGUAAUUUUAUAGGUACAGUGUUUUGUAGAAUAGUGGCUCAAGAAUGUGGCUCAGGUGGAGAAUGCGCUGUCAUGUCAAGUAUACAUGUUUCCCAUUAUAUGUUUUUACCUUAACAACAUUUGAAGAAUUCAAAGACAGAUGGGAAGUCGAUAGUUAAGAGCUGUAACCAUCACUGGAAGUCUCUGUUUUUAUUACAGUGAGCCUACCAUGCCGAAUGAAGCACACCUAUUCAUGGGCUAUGGUUUGCCCGAAGUGUC
This is a messenger RNA of Marchantia polymorpha subsp. ruderalis, 2579 nucleotides long. The record is from the annotation of a GenBank genome assembly. NCBI's taxonomy places the organism in Eukaryota, Viridiplantae, Streptophyta, Marchantiopsida, Marchantiales, Marchantiaceae.